UCUUUUCUAAUAAGCUUGUUUUAGGAUGACUGGGUGAUUGAAGCCAUUUUAAAGAUCCGGACUCCUACUAAACACAACUGUUCUGAAACCCAAACUACAGAUGAAGGAAACCUCUCCAGUGUUGGGAAUGGAUUGAAUGAGGAAAGGAAGUCGGUUGUUGAGAAGAGGAAGGAGGAGAUCCUAAAACCACCAGAUCCAUCUCACCCUAGUCCGGGACGUAGAGGACGGCCUCCUAAAUUAAAAAAGGUGGUUGUACCUAAAGUGAAAGCAGUGAUUGAGAAGGAUGUAGAUUCUUGUGUAACUACAUCUAUUCAUCCAACUGCAUCAGCUCCUCCAGUAAUAAAUAAUGUAGAUGAUCCCGCUCCAGGAGUAUCUUCAUCCUCUUCUACACCAAACGCUGCUAUUAACCAGAAGAACGGGUUGGCACCUAGCCCUGCUCCUCCCCCUCCAGCAAGUGAUAUCAAUGUUACACCCAAAUCUUCUCUAAAACUAAAAAUUCUGAAAACCUUGAACGGAACUAUGUAUUCUGAAGUUGAGGAGAAUGCUGUUUCUUCUCAAUGUACUGUUGGUCGAAAAGAAACUGAUGUAAGCUCAUCCACUCCUACUCUCACUAUAGAUCAGAAUUUCAAGAGUUCUCCUCUCCCAGCUCCUGCUGCAACUUGCAUUAUUGAAUCCUCUUAUCCUAACCUGGAAACCCAGAACACCCAGCCUGAAGUAAAACUAGAAAAUACUGAAUCUUUAAACCCCUUGGUAGUAUUAAACGAAGAAGGAUUGAAACUAGUUGAAGAGAAAUAUGUUGACCUUGAAAUUGAUGGAAAUAAGACUCAGGCUCAACCCUCUCCAUCAGAGGUGUCGGAUCUGACUGAACCUGUGAACUCUAAAACUCAGGAGACUUCUACGACCUCAAACCGGACGCCCCAGGUUCAAAUGCCUUUAGUGAAACCUGCUGAUCCACGUCAAACUAUUUACAAGUUCAGAUGCUCCAACUGUACUCUGACGGAUCACUCUAAGGAUAUCAUCGACAUGCAUGUAAACAACAAAAUCUGUCUCAGAGAAUCAUCAUUGCCGAUCAAAACCAAAAAACAAAUUCUGCGGCUAAAGCUUGAACCCUGCCGUUUAGAUGAGUCCCAGGAACAUUACCUUAUAAGUUUGUCUAACCCUGACAGGUUUGAUUGGAUUGAUGUAGACGCAACCCUACCCGACGGAUGGAAAUACACUGAUAAACUAAACAGUAAAGGAGAAUGCUACCGGAUAUAUUUAUCCCCUGCUCGUCAAUUAUUCACCUCAAGGGAUGAUAUUGCUCAACAUCUUCUGUCUACUGAAGUCAAGUUGGCCAGGAUAGCAGGAUACUCGAACCAAGAAACCUAUAUUUAUUCUACCACUGAUCCGAACAGGCUAAAGAAGCAUAUUAAACUGCAUUUUGUUCCUGAUUAUCAUAUAAAAGAAAAAAUUCGGGACAAAAAUCCGCGGAACCUUGACCGAACAUACUUCAGUCCUGUCACAUUCACCUACAAAGCACCAAGAAACGUAACUGCAGUUCGACCAUGGGUUCUCCUGGUAGAUGAUAUUCAGGAAUCAGUUGAAGACCUUAUUCCUGUUGGUAAACCUCAAUCCAGGGAGGAGUUAAAACUGGUCAAACCUGUAAAGUCUACAUUAAAGCGUAAAAGACCAUCUAAUGAUACAGAGAAUGCUGAACCCAUGAAAAAGCUGAAGGAGGUUGGUGUCCGGAGAACCUUGGAUAAUCAGGAAACUCCGAGAAAUAUUAGAAAUGUUCGUGGAGGAACUGAUACUGCUUUAUAUGUUCAAUGUUGUAACAAAACCUGUGAGACAUGGAGACAGGUUCCAGAUUUCAAGGAUCCCAGCGAGGUUCCCGAUUACUGGGUUUGCUCAAUGAAUAAAGAUGUGAUGAACCGUGUUUGUGGAAAGGGCGGAAGCCAGUUUACUUCAGGAUCUCAGGUCAAGAUUAAAUACCCCCGAGGAACCCUAGUCUGGGCCAAACUGAAGGGAUAUCCCUGGUGGCCAGGAAUAAUUGAUCAUAGUUCUGGAUGCGAUGAGUUCUACUGGAUCGAUGAGAAGAUUAGCACAGUCAAUCCAACUAGAUACAACGUCAUGUUCUUUGAGAAGAAGAACGAAUUUUCAUCUGCAUGGAUUCAAGCUGAGAAUAUUAAACAGGAUCAAGAUCAGUCUCCGCUUCCUAACUCUGUCUUGUCUCCGGAGGUGAAGGAGGAGCUAGACGAGGCUAUGGCAAGGCUUCGAGAAUCUAGAAAGUUCUCCUUGGAAGAGAGGUUGAGUGGAGUAACUUCUUCCGGUAAGAAUCUGAGUACAAGGAAACCUAUCAACGAUCCGAAUAUUUCGACUGUAACUGCGUCUAAAUCAAUUCCUGAAAAAAUCAGUGUGGAUAAAGACGCAUCGACUUCAAAGAAACCCGUUGAGAAACCAAAUACCAAAUACGCCGAGACGGAGACGGUUAAACCGGAGCAGCUUUUCUCUAAUUGUAACCCGGCAUGGGAGAAGGUUUACAAUAAACCACCUCUACCCUCUGAUGUUUUAAUCACCUUGGCAGUUCGGAACCUGGACCCGGAGAACCACAGUGGAGCUUCCUUCUCCAGUAUAGUUGCGUUCUUAACCCUCCACUUUCCAUACUUUAACAGGAACAUAGAGGAGUGCAAGGAUAUGGUUAGGAAAGCUUACGAUAUAAACUCCAAGGAGGAGACAGGGAAGGAAAACUUCAGGAUAAAGAAUAGUUUGAUUGAACAGCUCUCAGGGAGAAUAAAAACAUAUAUCAGCAAGUACAGAGUGUUGGUUCAAGAAUCGAUGAUGUACCAGGAGUUCUUGGAUACCCUAGUUCAGAGGUUUGUUCAGCAAAAAGAAAAUAUUCCUGCUAAAAAUAUUCGUCCCCCGUACAGUCUCAAGAUGCUUAUCAGUCUCUCCAUGAUCUCCCUGUAUCCUCCGAUAUCCCUGGAGCAGAUAUUUCUCUUCCUAACCUUCCUGUUCCCCUACCUUUCCGGGACUACCGGCAAAUCAACCUUUAAACGGGACGAUUUUCUCAAGGAGAUCAACGAGGAUCCUAAUAUUGAAGAGAUCGUGAACAAGAAAGGAGAAAGCUUCUAUUUGCUCCGGGAUGGAACCUAUCCCAUGGUAUUGAACGAAGUGAGAAUUUUCUUCUCCUUGAAGAGUAACAAUGACAGGAUGAACAAGAGUAUCUACAAGGUUGAGUAUAUAAAUCUUCUUCUACCAAACCUACCGGCCAGUAAUCUGGAAUCCUAAGGGUAGGUCAAGAUGGAAGAAGAAAUGGCAAUGUAAAAUAUUUCUUGGGUUCAUAUAAAAAAUUCGACCAUUUUUUCUGUAAUCUUUAAAUUUGACUAAAAUAACAAACAAAAUAUGUUAUUUUUUACUAUGUAUAUUGAAUACACAUAUUUACCACUU
This is a messenger RNA of Eurytemora carolleeae, 3426 nucleotides long. RefSeq lists its product as uncharacterized. Gene Ontology annotation, biological process: regulation of DNA-templated transcription. Bases 520 to 3267 code for a protein of 915 amino acids. Gene Ontology annotation, molecular function: DNA-binding transcription factor activity; sequence-specific DNA binding; zinc ion binding. Lineage: Eukaryota; Metazoa; Arthropoda; Copepoda; Calanoida; Temoridae. The record is from RefSeq and is a predicted model, not a curated record. The transcript has 5 exons.